This is a messenger RNA of Corapipo altera (White-ruffed manakin), 1208 nucleotides long. Its product is annotated as carboxypeptidase A1-like. The record is from RefSeq and is a predicted model, not a curated record. The coding region runs from base 72 to 1124 and encodes 350 amino acids. Lineage: Eukaryota; Metazoa; Chordata; Aves; Passeriformes; Pipridae. The transcript has 9 exons. Gene Ontology annotation, biological process: proteolysis. Gene Ontology annotation, molecular function: zinc ion binding; metallocarboxypeptidase activity.
UGGCCUUGGGCAGCAGCUCCUGGAGGGGGUUUCUCCUGGAUUAGGGGGGUUUCUCCAUCCUCACCCUCACCAUGAGGAUCCUCCUGGUGCUCGUCGCCCUCGCGGGAGCCGCCGGCGCCCAGCGGCAAUUCCAGGGGGACCAGGUUCUCCGGAUCAUGGCCAGGGACGCGGAGCAGGCGGCCCUGCUGAAGACGCUGGAAGAGCAGGAUGAGCUCCAGGUGGAAUUCUGGCGUCACCCCUUCGGCCCCGGCCACCCCGCCGACCUGAGGGUGCCCUUCCCCAGCCUCGGGGCAGUGAAAGGCUUCCUGGAAUCCCACAGUUUUCCCUACACCGUCAUGAUCGAGGACGUGCAGGAGUUACUGGAUGAGGAGAAGGAGGCCAUGGCGAGGUCCAGGAGGGUAAAGAGAAGCUCCAGGGCGUUCGAUUUCGGCUCCUACCACACCCUGGACGAGAUCUACUCCUGGAUGGACACCCUGGUGGAGGAUCAUCCUGGGCUUGUCAGCAAGAUCCAGAUCGGGCAGAGCUACGAGGGCAGACCCCUGUUGGUGCUCAAGUUCAGCACCGGGGGCUCGGCCCGGCCGGCCAUCUGGGUGGACACCGGCAUCCACUCCCGGGAAUGGAUCAGCCAGGCCACCGGCGUCUGGACGGCCAACAAGAUCGCCGAGGAGUACGGGCGGGACCCCUCCGUCACGGCCCUCCUGGACAACAUGGACAUCUUCCUGGAGAUCAUCGCCAACCCCGACGGCUUUGUCUUCACCCACAGCUCCGACCGCCUGUGGCGCAAGACCAGGUCCCCCAACGCCGGGUCCCACUGCCUCGGCGUCGACCCCAACAGGAACUGGGACGCGGGAUUCGGAGGUGCCGGCUCCAGCGGCGAUCCCUGCUCCGACAUCUACCACGGCCCCUUCCCGCACUCGGAGAGGGAGGUCAAGGCCAUCGUGGACUUCAUCCGUGACCAUGGGAACAUGAAGUCCGUCAUCUCCAUCCACAGCUACUCCCAGAUGCUGCUUUUCCCCUACGGAUACACUUCGGUGCCCUCGCCCGACUACCAGGAAAUGGUGAGAUGGCCCCAAAACGCCGGGAGAUGGCCCAAGGGCUUGUUCCCACCAGUUCUGGGCUCUUGAUCCCACUGUCCCAAGGUCUCAGUCUGCCACAUCCCACCAAUCUCAGUCCUGCAGUCCCAAGGUCCGGGUCCAGAAGAUCCCACC